AUGGACGGUCUUUCAGGCGCCGCCAGCGGUAUAGCCGUUGUCUCUCUGACUUUUCAGAUUGUGGAAAGCAUCUCCAAAUUGCGUGAAUUCUUUGAGUCCAUCAAAACGGCCCCAGCAGUGGUUGCGACCAUCACGAAGGAUCUUUCGCAGCUUGCCUCAAUCUUAGAAGACAUAAAGGUCGACGGAUCCAUCAAAAACGACGUCUUGGCCACGUGCAUAGAUAAAGUCAAUGAUCUGAACGCUCUCACUAAUGAACUGGAACCUGGAUUUCGAUCUGCAAGUCGGAAAACCCGAAGCUGGACUGCAUUUACAGCGGCACGUAAGAGCAGCGUCAUAAGUAAAUUUCAAGCCACUUUGGGGGAGACGAAGAUUACUUUAGUAUUAGCGCUACAGGCGAGGAAUCUCUUGUUGAGUCGAAGGAAUGCUUCUCACAUGGUAUCUAUAGAACGGCGGAUACGCGAUGACCUGGCUAAAAGCCAACAGCAUAUGCUUGAACUUAUUGAUAAUCACCGAGACAAGCUAUCAGGAGUUGUGCAACAAGUAGCUGACCAACUCGCUGAUUUAUCUGUCAAGCACAGAUCGCGGCUUGUUUCUACUACAUCGCUUUCCUCUAGCCUCUCAGAACAUGCGGCGGAUCUUUCAGAAGAGUUAGCCCGGAUGAUGACCAAAAUACCGAACCCGGUAAUUCGCCGGAGGUUCGAAGCAGCUGCCAAAGCAGCCCUCGAGUCCCACCUGGUCACGAUAAUAGACGAGGAACCUGUAUUACAGCAGGCGGCAUGGUCGCCUCGAAGAGGUGCCUUUUCAGCACCUUCAGAGGUUGCUGGUCAUUCGAGUAUCAAUAACAACACUAGCAACAAAUGGGCUAGGAAAAGAUCUGUGAGCCCAACCGCUAAAGAGUCUAGUCGAUAG
This is a messenger RNA of Endocarpon pusillum Z07020, 909 nucleotides long. RefSeq lists its product as uncharacterized. NCBI's taxonomy places the organism in Eukaryota, Fungi, Ascomycota, Eurotiomycetes, Verrucariales, Verrucariaceae. The coding region runs from base 1 to 909 and encodes 302 amino acids. The record is from RefSeq and is a predicted model, not a curated record. The transcript has 2 exons.